CCGAGUCCACCUCAACCCAAUUUCGGAAUCGGAGAAAAACUAUGAGCAGCACGACAUCGUCGGAACGGGCAACCAGGUCAACGCACUCGGUACAGGAACGUCUGUAUCUCUCUCAAGAAGAAGCACAUCGUCUUGAAAAUCUAGCCGACCAAGUAGUGGUCGACACCACCGAGUACUACGACAGAUUCCGGUUUAAUGAAAAGCGGGUCGUGGACCCGAACGCUUGGAAAGAUGUCGGCCACCGCGACAACCUCAUCGUCUACCGUGAACGAUCGGGUCCCCGUCCAACGUACCCGUCAAUUCGGGCAAUGGACGGCAGUUUACAGCUCGUUCCAUGCAAAUCUGCACCGUCCGUUAAGAUCGUCGGGAUGCUGCAGGGAACGCUGGAUGACGAAAUGUACGGCUGCUUCGUCGACAGUAACGACGCCGUCAAGAUGCGAACGGCGGUCGUAGAUGACGCCAUGGAGAACUUCCAUUGGUUGGCUACAAUAGCCGAACCGAGUCUGGAAGAUCCGUUCCGAUUCUGCGGUGUGGCGCGUUGUACGUUGGGGAUGUCGUUCCCUUUGGCCAAAACUCGUGGUGCUUGUCUGGUCAUUUCCAUGGGGAUGACGACGAACCAGCACGGAGAGCGUAUGGGAUACUACGUCUUGCACUCGGUGGACCUAGCUGAACCGACGAACAAAAACAGCUACAUCCGAGCCAAGUGCUCCUUGUGCUGGCUGAAGACUGAACUCCCGAACGGUAAGGUCGAACUGUACAUGAAAGGGUUCGCUGCACCGAUGGGGAUUGUCCCCGAGUUUGCAGCCUUCCCGGUAUUGGUGAGCUGCGUGCUGGGUGCAGGGAUGACCAGUGACGCAGCGUACUCGAAGAAAUUGGCUUGGAUGAUUCAUGACGCCGGCCAAUCUGGACACCACUCACCGCUGCCACCGAUGAUCGAAUGUGUUGGACGAUGUAAAAGCGCAUUCGGGGGACCAAAGAGCAACACCAACUUUCGACGAUGUCUUGUGUGCCGUAAAGCGGUGUGUAAUUCGUGUCAAGUCGUGCGCAAGAUUCCGGUUGAUGUCACGGAUGGCGUUGUCAACUUCACUAAGUGCAGCGUCUGCAUCCUGUGUAUGCAUCGAGCCAAGGCCAUGAGCGCGGUGGCGUUUGCGCAGCGUGAUUUGCGUUCAAAAAGGUGGAAAAGCGUUGAUGCCGGACGGAUGUCGAUCACCAGCAGCACUGAGCGUGAAGUUAUGCUCACACCAAGCACCGAACGACCGUUCUACGAGACGAAUUAAUAGUACCCGCCUCGCACAUCCUCGUUAUCUCCAAUAUGUUCGUAGCAAUUGCACCAAGCUUCAGUAUACGUCUCAGCUCAAUAAUCUGUGAAUUGUACUCCUCAACUGUACUAAUCCACGACAUAUACUAUGCACCCCGCAAGAUAUAAAUCUACAUAGGCUGCAGUAAUACGCCAAUCGAGUUAGCUGCAUGACUCUAAUAAUUUUUUUUAAGUGUGAAUGUGUG
Messenger RNA from Phytophthora nicotianae INRA-310, 1503 nucleotides. RefSeq lists its product as hypothetical. The transcript has a single exon. Bases 42 to 1277 code for a protein of 411 amino acids. Lineage: Eukaryota; Oomycota; Peronosporomycetes; Peronosporales; Peronosporaceae. The record is from RefSeq and is a predicted model, not a curated record.